This is a messenger RNA of Halteromyces radiatus, 2024 nucleotides long. RefSeq lists its product as uncharacterized. Gene Ontology annotation, cellular component: Dbf4-dependent protein kinase complex; nucleus. Bases 171 to 2009 code for a protein of 612 amino acids. The transcript has 6 exons. Lineage: Eukaryota; Fungi; Mucoromycota; Mucoromycetes; Mucorales; Cunninghamellaceae. The record is from RefSeq and is a predicted model, not a curated record. Gene Ontology annotation, molecular function: nucleic acid binding; zinc ion binding; protein serine/threonine kinase activator activity. Gene Ontology annotation, biological process: positive regulation of nuclear cell cycle DNA replication; regulation of cell cycle phase transition.
UUUUUUUUUUUCUUCUUCUUUUUUUGAUACUUUGUUGUACCUAUACUUUUCAUCUUUAGACUUUUUAUUUUCUUGUUUCAUAUACAAAUUACUUCGUUUUAUCCUUUGAUUAACGUUGUGAAAAGAUACCUUAGUUGGAAGCAACAGCAACAAACAAAAACAAAUCUACGAUGCAACAAAAUAUCUCUUUGCGUCAACGGUUAACCAAAAAAACCUUAGGAGAAGUUUCCACUAAUACAAUUACGACUACCACAGCUGACGUUUCGACCUCAGAUUUUCGUCAAGUCAAUCCUGAAUAUUGGUCAAGAACAUAUCGCAAGGCAUUUCCUACUUUUCGGUUUUUUUUGGAUAAUAUCGACGAUAAAUUCAAAAAGUCUUUGGAACGAAAGAUCAAGUUAUUAGGAGGAUUUACCGACUUUUUUUAUUCCAACAAAUGUACUCAUAUUAUUACCUCAAGAGCCUUCGUUGAAGAAUUACCAACAAAGGACGCUGGAGAACCAUUACAACCUAUGGAGACCAACCAAAGGGGAAAUGACCAAGAAAACGUACAGCCUAUCAAUAAUCCUGAUAUCAUAGAUGCCUCAACCUCUACUGUUAAUAAGAAACGAAUUAUUGCCAAGGAUCCAUCACAACAAGACUUUUUUGACAAGGCGUCUGCCAUGAAUGUUGAAGUUUGGAGUUUAGCAAAAAUGUUAUGUGUAGUUAGUGCACUUAUGAAUAAACCAGCUAUCCAUAGUCCUUCGAUCAACCGUGGACAACGCCAUGAAAAUUUGGACAAGAUGUUAAUGGAAGAAAAAAGAUAUGGCGUCAAUACAGGUCACCGCAGCGGCCAUGCACCACGUCCAGUGUACGUGACUUUCAACGAUUACUAUACCAAAGUAGAAGAUGUUACUGGUGUCCAUGCCCCUAUUCUGGUUAGAGAAUUCCCAUCUCCUACAUUCGACCCUCAAACUCCUGAAAAUGCUCGAGCUUAUCCUUGGCCAAAGCUAUAUCUCAAACAAGAAAAUGGACGAUCUCCAUUUACUCCUCCUGAACAACCGAAUCAUUCAUCUUCACAGCCUCAACAAACACGGCAUAUAUCAAAAAAACCUGUCUGUGCUACCACCACUGUUUCAUUGCAUCAUCAACAACAACAACAACAACAAGAAGAGAUACCAUUACAACAAAAUCGCCAUCUAACAAAUACAAUGCUCCCACCUAACGCCAUUGCAAUUAAAAAUACAUACAUACCUCCCAAUACCAAUUUCACUGUAAAAAAUGACCAUCCACAACAACAACAACAACAACAACAAGAUCAAUCAUCAAUGCCACAAUCUCCUUGUCAACCACAAGAUAACAACAGUAAUAGUCCAAAAAUCGAUAAUCAAGAAAACAAUCCAUCUGCUGACACCAUAUUACAUGCCUCUCCUGAUAUUUCUCAAUUGACAUCCAAAACACCUUACACCACCACUAUUUUCCCAUCUACUAUGAACACAAGUCAAUCUACCAAUAAUACUCAGCGAAGCAAACUGACAAGCAUGCAUCGUACACAUCAAGAUGGUACAUCUGAUAAGAAUGGAUUUAGUAAAAAUGGAACUCCUUUAAAUGAAAACAUGACAAGAAUGGAUCGAAGGAUGAUCAGCAAUCAACGAAAUUCACGUGUAAAUGCAAGUGCAAACCAUAUCUUAGGUGCUACUACUGCUGCUGCCAACGCUAAUACUGUCGCUACUACAUCUGCUACAUCUGCUAGUCCGGCUACUACAGGUGUUACUACAACGGGUUCACAAGCUACUCCAUUACGACCUGCCGUGGCAGCUAAACUUGCUCAUGAUCAAGCUGAACGGAAGAAAAGGGAACUCACUCGAAGACUGGCAAAGGAAAAUGCGAAAUAUUGUGAAAAUUGUGUCGUUGUUUAUCAAGAUUUGGAAAAGCACUUACAAGAAGAAUCUCAUCUAGCAUUUGUCCGGGAUCAGAACAACUUCAAGGAAUUGGAUAUGGUACUGGCGACUACCAGAAGAUUACAUCGCUAGUUUUUUUUUUUUUUU